AUGGCUUCAUCAAUUUGUUCUUUCUUGGGUGUAGAUAUCAUCAAUUUUGGUGGCAUAUUUUCUAAUGCAUAUCAAGUGCUAGAUCCACCAAGUGGCUAUUCAGCUUGGAAUUUCAAUAAAGUUGAACCUACUUUUCAUGUUGUACUGUAUAAUCUGGUAAAUGAUGCACAUCACAUUUUGGCAAAUAGUAUUGAAACUGGGCAAUGGGUAUUAAAACAAAUUGAAAAUAAUUUAUUAUGUAAUUUUGCUUAUUCAACAAAAUUAAACACAUUUGUAAGUGAUUGUGGCUAUUGUGGCUUGGGUGGUAUUUGUCUUUAA
Rotaria socialis is the source of this 318-nucleotide messenger RNA. Lineage: Eukaryota; Metazoa; Rotifera; Eurotatoria; Philodinida; Philodinidae. The record is from the annotation of a GenBank genome assembly.